AUGACCUCGGAGGGCCUUUCACCAUCAGUCAUUGGGACAGUGCAGGCAUCAAGGCAGCCCUCAACUAAUCAUCUCAGCGAGGAGGAUAUUGGAACUAGCGGCCUUAUCUGUCAGACAAGAUCUGUGCGUGUUUACAGAGUUGUCUUGAGGCUCGAUCCUUCAUUCAUCCUGAAGGUGAAUUCUACAUUUCACCGUUCUCAAGAUCUGGUUUUACCGAAUUUCUGUCCGGAUCCUGUCCAUCGGCUUGAAUGGUGGUGGCACAUGCUGGAUGUACGACGGGCGCUCCAUGUCUAUCUACACAGGACACCCUCCUUUCAGUGCAUAGAAGCGCUUUUCCUUUCAUUUCAGCCGGACACCAUGGGACUUAUAUGCAGUUUCCAAGGACAUGUGCAGCAAGGCUUAGUUCUAGAACUAGGAGAAACUGUUCAGAUCUUGGAAAAAUGUGAAGGUUGGUACAGAGGAAUAUCAAUAAAGAGACCUAGCAUAAAGGGAAUCUUUCCUGCAAAUUACAUUCAUUUGAAAAAGGCACUGGUCAGUAACAGAGGGCAGUAUGAAACAGUUGUUCCACUUGAAGAUUCUGUUAUUACUGAAGUUACAGCAACUCUCCAGGAAUGGGCUAUCCUCUGGAAGCAGUUAUAUGUGAAACAUAAGAUAGAUCUGUUCUACAAGCUACGCCAUGUGAUGAAUGAACUGAUUGAUCUUCGCAGACAAUUACUUUCUGGUCAUUUGACCCAGGAUCAAGUUCGAGAAGUCAAGAGACAUCUCACUGUACGAUUGGACUGGGGAAAUGAACAUUUGGGCUUGGAUCUUGUCCCACGGAAGGAGUUUGAGAUUGUCGAUUCUGAUCAGAUCAGUGUGUCUGAUCUAUACAAAAUGCAUUUAUCCAGUAGGCACAGUGUGCAACAAAGCAUAUCACAGGUGGAUACGAUGAGGCCACGCCAUGGAGAAGCAUGCCGCCUGCCAGUACCUCACCAUUUCUUUCUCAGUUUAAAGAGUUUCACAUACAAUACAAUUGGAGAGGAUGCAGAUGUGUUCUUUUUUUUAUAUGAUGUUCGAGAAGGGAAGCAGAUCAGUGAAAGAUUUCUGGUAAGGUUGAACAAGAAUGGGGGGGCCAAAAAUCCAGAGAAGAUUGAUCGGAUGUGUACACUUUUUACAGAUCUUGGCAGCAAAGAUAUGAAGAAAGAUUUGUACAUAGUUGCCCAUGUAAUCCGAAUAGGGCGUAUGUUGCUAAAUGACUCAAGAAAGGGUCCAGCUCACCUCUAUUACCGUCGCCCAUAUGGCUGUGCUGUAUUGAGUGUCUUGGAUGUAAUGCCAUCAAUCUCUGAACUCAAAGAAGAAAAGGAUUUUGUUCUCAAAGUUUACACGUGCAACAAUGAGAAUGAAUGGCAUCAGAUCCAUGAAAAUAUAAUUCGCAAGUCGAGUACCAAAUAUACAGCACCCAGUUCAAAUUAUGGACUUAUAAUUUCUCUUCAAAUUGUCCGUGGAGAAAUGGAACAAAUUCGAAGAGAAUAUCCUAUUAUCUUUAACAGAGGGGUGUCUAUUACAAGAAAAAUAGGAUUCCCAGAUGUGAUCGUGCCUGGUGAUAUACGAAACGAUUUGUACCUGACUUUAGAGAAAGGAGACUUUGAGAGAGGUGGAAAAAGUGUUCAAAAGAACAUAGAAGUAACUAUGUACGUUCUCUAUGCAGAUGGAGAAAUUUUAAAAGACUGCAUUAGCUUAGGCUCAGGAGAAUCAAAUAGAAGUAUGUAUCAUUCGUUUGUUCUCUAUCAUAAUAAUAGUCCUCGCUGGGGAGAAGUCAUCAAACUCCCAAUCCCCAUUGACAGAUUCCGUGGAUCUCACCUCCGUUUUGAAUUCAGACACUGUUCCACAAAAGAUAAAGGAGAAAAGAAGCUCUUUGGCUUUGCAUUUACACCAUUAAUGAGAGAUGAUGGCACUACCUUAUCUGAUGAUAUUCAUGAGCUUUAUGUUUAUAAGUGUGAUGAAAACAGCACUUUCAAUAACCAUGCACUUUACUUGGGUCUUCCAUGCUGCAAAGAAGAUUAUAAUGGUUGUCCCAACAUCCCUUCAAGCUUGAUAUUUCAGCGCAGCACCAAAGAGUUUUUUUCAAUCUCUACUCAGCUGUCUUCUACCAAACUUACUCAGAAUGUGGACCUGCUUGCUCUUCUGAAAUGGAAAGCAUAUCCAGAUCGUGUAAUGGAUAUUUUAGGAAGACUGCGCCAAGUCAGUGGCGAAGAAAUUGUUAAGUUCUUGCAGGACAUUCUGGAUACAUUGUUUGUAAUUCUGGAUGAUAACACAGAAAAAUACGGACUUCUGGUAUUUCAAUCUUUGGUGUUUAUCAUAAAUCUCUUGCGUGAUAGCAAAUAUUUUCAUUUUCGACCUGUAAUUGAUACUUAUAUUCAGAAGCACUUUGCAGGAGCUUUAGCAUAUAAAGAACUCAUCCGCUGUUUGAAAUGGUAUAUGGAUCGAUCAGCUGAUCUAGUACGACAGGAUCAUAUUCAAGAAGCAAUGCGGGCAUUGGAAUAUCUUUUCAAGUUUAUUAUUCAGUCUCGGAUCCUUUACUCCAGAGCUACUUGUGGAAUGGAGGAGGAACAAUUUAGAAUUAGCAUCCAAGAACUUUUCCAGUCAAUCAGAUUUGUACUCAGCUUGGACAGCAGAAGCUCUGAGACUCUCAUCUUUACACAGGCUGCUCUAUUGAAUUCUUUCCCUGCCAUUUUUGAUGAGCUAUUGCAGAUGUUCACAGUACAGGAGGUAGCAGAGUUUGUGAGAGGAACUCUUGGGAGCAUGCCCAGUACAGUGCAUAUUGGACAAUCUAUGGAUGUGGUUAAAUUGCAAUCUAUAGCUCGUACAGUUGACAGUCGCUUAUUUUCAUUCUCAGAAUCUCGGCGAAUCUUAUUACCUGUGGUCCUUCAUCAUAUUCAUCUUCAUCUGAGACAACAAAAAGAGUUGCUUAUCUGCUCUGGAAUUCUUAGCAGUAUCUUCUCUAUCAUCAAAACUAGCUCCGUGGAGACAGAUGUAACUGAGGAGGUAGAAAUGAUGGUGGAGAGCCUCCUGGAUGUACUAUUACAAACUCUUCUGUCUAUUAUGAGUAAAUCACAAUCUCAGGAGGCGGUAAGAGGGCAGCGUUGUCCACAAUGCACAGCUGAAAUCACUGGGGAAUAUGUAUCCUGUCUUUUGUCUCUACUUCGUCAGAUGUCAGACACUCAUUUUCAACAUCUUCUGGAAAAUUUCCAGAGUAAAGAUGAGCUAAAGGAAUUUCUUCUAAAGAUUUUCUGUGUGUUUCGAAAUCUGAUGAAGAUGAGUGUCUUUCCUCGAGAUUGGAUGGUGAUGAGAUUACUCACCAGCAAUGUGAUAGUUACAACAGUGCAGUAUCUGUCUGCAGCACUACAUAAGAAUUUCACGGAAACAGAUUUUGAUUUUAAGGCCUGGAACUCUUAUUUCAGCUUGUCAGUUUUAUUUAUCAACCAACCUAGCCUGCAGCUAGAAACAUUUAAUCCAGCUAAGCAGAAAAAGAUUCUGGACAAAUAUGGUGAUAUGCGUGUGAUGAUGGCAUAUGAGCUUUUUAGCAUGUGGCAGAAUCUGGGGGAACAUAAAAUUCACUUUAUUCCUGGAAUGAUCGGUCCUUUUCUGGGUGUCACACUUGUGCCACAGCUAGAGGUCCGCAACAUUAUGAUCCCCAUUUUUCAUGACAUGAUGGACUGGGAACAGCGAAAAAAUGGCAACUUCAAACAGGUGGAGGCAGAAUUGAUUGAUAAGCUAGACAGUUUGGUAUCAGAGGGAAAAGGAGAUGAAAAUUACAGGGAACUCUUCAGUCUGCUAACCCAACUGUUUGGGCCUUAUCCCAGCCUGCUAGAAAAGGUAGAACAAGAAACUUGGAGGGAGACAGGUGUUUCGUUUGUUACAUCCGUUACUCGUUUGAUGGAGCGCCUCCUUGACUACAGAGACUGUAUGAAAGGAGAUGAAACAGAGAACAAGAAAAUUGGUUGCACUGUUAACUUGAUGAAUUUUUAUAAAUCUGAAAUUAAUAAAGAGGAAAUGUAUAUCCGCUAUAUACACAAGUUAUGUGACAUGCAUCUGCAGGCUGAAAAUUACACAGAGGCUGCUUUUACAUUGCUUUUGUAUUGCGAGCUACUACAGUGGGAGGACAGGCCUCUUCGGGAAUUCCUCCACUAUCCAUCUCAGACAGAGUGGCAACGUAAAGAAAACCUUUGUCGGAAGAUUAUUCAUUAUUUUAAUAAAGGCAAGAGCUGGGAAUUUGGAAUCCCAUUAUGCAGAGACCUGGCUACUCAGUAUGAAACAUUAUAUGAUUAUCAAAGUCUCAGCUGGAUUCGGAAAAUGGAAGCCAACUAUUAUGACAAUAUAAUGGAACAACAACGGUUGGAACCUGAAUUUUUCAGAGUUGGCUUUUAUGGAAGAAAAUUUCCUUUCUUCCUUCGUAAUAAAGAGUAUGUUUGUCGAGGCCAUGACUAUGAGAGAUUAGAGACCUUCCAACAAAGAAUGCUUAGUGAAUUUCCACAAGCCAUUGCAAUGCAACAUCCAAAUCACCCAGAUGAUAGCAUAUUGCAGUGUGAUGCCCAGUACCUGCAAAUCUAUGCAGUGACUCCAAUUCCAGACAAUAUUGAUGUACUACAUAUGGAUCGUGUCCCUGAUCGCAUAAAGAGCUUUUAUCGAGUUAACAACAUCAGGAAAUUCCGCUAUGACAGGCCUUUUCACAAGGGCUCCAAAGACAAGGAAAAUGAAUUUAAGAGCUUGUGGAUUGAACGUACCACUCUAACCCUGACUCACAGUUUACCUGGAAUCUCUCGGUGGUUUGAAGUGGAAAGACGAGAAUUGGUUGAAGUAAGCCCAUUGGAAAAUGCUAUUCAAGUUGUGGAGAACAAAAAUCAGGAAUUAAGGACACUAAUAAGCCAAUACCAACACAAACAAAUGCAUGGGAACAUCAAUCUACUCAGUAUGUGCCUGAAUGGAGUUAUUGAUGCUGCUGUGAAUGGUGGCAUAGCACGAUAUCAGGAGGCCUUUUUUGAUAGGGAUUAUAUUUCCUCUCAUCCUGGAGAUGCAGAAAAAAUCACACAGUUGAAAGAACUGAUGCAUGAACAGGUACAUAUCCUAGGAAUAGGUCUGGCAGUACAUGAGAAGUUUGUACAUCCUGAGAUGCGUCCACUACAUAAGAAAUUAAUUGACCAAUUUCAAAUGAUGCGAUCUAGCUUGUACCAUGAAUUACCCACUCUGGAAAAAUUAAGUCCAGCCUGCUCAGGAACAAGUACACCACGCAGCAAUAUGCUUGUAUCACACAGUCCAAUGAGUCCAGAGAGCAUCAAAGUAAUGCAUCGACACAGCCCAUUGAAUAUGCUGGGCACGGUCCGACACUCAUCAUCUUCCCUGUCUUCCCAUACAUCAAGUGAAACAGGAAAUAUGGUUAUAUUAACAGACAGUUCUGUUGGAGAAAAUGCAGAGGAUGUGUACCACAUGCAGGCCAGUCCUUCCACCUCAAGCCUGAGCUCUACCCAUUCUGCACCAUCUCAAAUGAUCAACUCUGCACCUGCUAGUGCAAGAGUGCUGAAGGGUGCUGGAUUGACAACUCUGGAGGCUGAAGCCCUCUAUUUAUCCACAGAACAGAUACAGCCUGGGCGGCAGCAGUGCAAGCUUUCCCACGCUGCCCCCACCAAUGUGCCUCAUCUCUGUCCUGGAGGGACCACCUCUAGAGGCUCUCCCUCUCUACCAGAUAAAUACCGUCAUCAUCGAGAAUUAAUGAUGCUACUACCAGCACACCGAGAUCGGCCUAGCAGUGCUAUGUAUCCUGCAGCUAUCAUGGAAAAUGGACAGCAUCCAAAUUUCCAGAGAGCCUUAUUCCAGCAGGUAAUUGGACCAUGCAAACCCUGCAGCGAUCCUAAUCUAUCUGUUGCUGAAAAAGCUGUUUCAGCAGCACCAAGCAGCUGGAGUCUGGACAGCGGAACCAGAGAGGCCCUACCAUUCCUGUCUGCUCAUGUUGGGAGCAUCCUGGUCCCACCAGUGCCUCCCCGAAGCCUGACCCAUGGCCACUAUUUACUACACUUUGAUGCCUUCCACCAUCAUCUUAAUGACGCUCCCCCAGCGCUGCCUGCACGAACACUGCGCAAGUCACCUCUUCAUCCGAUACCUGCAUCCCCCACAAGUCCCCAGUCUGGCCUGGAUGGAAGCAAUUCCACGCUUUCUGGUAGUGCUAGCAGUGGUGUUUCCUCACUAAGUGAAAGUAAUUUUGGCCAUUCAUCUGAACCCCCUCCUCGAACAGACACCAUGGAUUCUGUUCCGAGCCAGACAUGGAACACUGAUGAAGAUUUAGAGACGCCCUAUCUCCCUGUCAGGUACAGUCUCUCAGAACCUGAUGUUUUAGAAACUCUCAAAACUCAGCCAUGCCGAAGCCACUCCGCUCCGUCUGGAGUCAUUCCUCAGGAUACUAUGGACCCUCCAGCUCUACCCCCAAAACCGUAUCAUUCCCGUCACCCAAAUGAAGAGGGAAUUAUCCUGGAAGAGGACGAAAAAUAUCGAGCACUGCAUCGCAAAAUUGCCCAACCAGCUACUGGUGCAAAAGAGGAGCAGGCAAGGGUGGCAUGGGAGCAUGGCAUCAGCGAGCAGUAG
Molecule: messenger RNA, 6612 nt
Organism: Thamnophis elegans (Western terrestrial garter snake)
Lineage: Eukaryota; Metazoa; Chordata; Lepidosauria; Squamata; Natricidae
Gene: DOCK3
Product: dedicator of cytokinesis 3
Exons: 55
Coding region: 1-6612 (2203 amino acids)
Biological process (GO): small GTPase-mediated signal transduction
Cellular component (GO): cytoplasm; plasma membrane
Molecular function (GO): small GTPase binding; guanyl-nucleotide exchange factor activity
Source: RefSeq, a predicted model, not a curated record